Molecule: messenger RNA, 903 nt
Organism: Perognathus longimembris pacificus (Pacific pocket mouse)
Lineage: Eukaryota; Metazoa; Chordata; Mammalia; Rodentia; Heteromyidae
Gene: Garin1a
Product: golgi associated RAB2 interactor 1A
Exons: 5
Coding region: 1-903 (300 amino acids)
Cellular component (GO): nucleus
Source: RefSeq, a predicted model, not a curated record
AUGAGUAAAAUCAGGGGCCUCCCUCCUGUGGUCAGUGACUCAGGCCCUGGAGUGGAACUUGGGGUGGAAGAUGGCCUUCUUUGUCAACUGAUUCAUUCUCCAGAAUUCAACUUGUUCCCCGACUCUGUGGUGUUUGAAAGCAACUUUAUCCAGGUCACGAAGGACGGGAACUGGAUGGAUGUUUAUGAAGGCUCUACCAUCGUGAUCCUUGGCGUGACCUCUUCAGUGCCUUCCUUGCCACUCCCCAACAUCCUCCUGAUGGCCAACAUCACCUGGCCCCAGAGGCCAUUUUCCAACUGGACCACGCCUUGUUCUGCCCCUGUCAUCACCCUCAGCAGGAUUCUUCCCCUGAAAUAUGUGGAGUUACGAAUCUAUGACCGGAUCCAACGCAUUCUGCGUGUUAGGACAGUGACUGAAAAGAUCUACUACAUGAGGCUCCACAAAAAUCAUCCAGAGGCUGUAUUCCAAUUCUGGAUCCGCUUGGUGAGAAUUCUUCGGAAAGGUCUGUCUAUCACCACCAAAGACCCAAGAAUCCAGUUCACUCACUGUCUGGUGCCCAAGAGGCUUAGACACUCCACCGAAACAACACCUGAGAGCAGCCUCCCGUCAUCCUCCCAGACCAGUGAGACUAUAUUGCUGCAGGAAGCCGAGCAGUCUACUGACAGAUUCUUGGAACUCUCAGGAAGGACCCAGCCCCCAGAAGACAGAAACACCAACACUGCCAUCAAAAAGGACAAAUCCAACUUGUGUAAGACACUUUCGAAAGUCGCAUCUCCAAUCACUUUAAAAAUACCCAUGAGAGCCACCUUGUGCCACAGCCUCUGGGAACAGGAAGACCCCAAUGGGCACUGCCUGCAGGCGCCUGCGGCCAGUUCUCUAGGCGAGAACUUUCUUGGACCCUGA